Exophiala bonariae is the source of this 804-nucleotide messenger RNA. RefSeq lists its product as uncharacterized. The record is from RefSeq and is a predicted model, not a curated record. Lineage: Eukaryota; Fungi; Ascomycota; Eurotiomycetes; Chaetothyriales; Herpotrichiellaceae. The transcript has 3 exons. Bases 1 to 804 code for a protein of 267 amino acids.
AUGGCGUUCAAUCCAUGGCAAGACAUCCUUGAUCAACAUGUUUCAAUCGUCACGUUACUGGAGGCCCAUGCCUCACUACUUGUGGACUCCAUGAGCCAACAUGUUACGGGAGAAAGUUCGGCACAAAAACUACUAGAGACCCGCCUGGAGAAGACGGAAGGUCUGAUCUUGUUCUUCAGAGAAUCAGCCUCAGCAUUGGGAGAGAUCUCGAAUGCCACGGCAAACGGACAGUCACAAUCAUCAGCUCCAAUUACCGAACCGCCCACAAACUUACACCCUUCGACUGCUCCGGAACCCACCGUGGAUGCCAGUGGUCUGUUCUCCGUUGACACGAAUCCAACCCCGUUCGAGCAUCUAUAUCAGCCCAAAAAUGAUGAACAACCAUCAAGAAGUGGGUUGAAGAGGAAAAUCGCUGAUCUGGAGGCACCAUUUGAAGCCAUCGGACUAUCAGAUCAACAACAUACUCCGAAGAAGCAGCGAAGCCACGUGCAACCUAACAGGGUGGUUCAAGACGCAGACGACUUCUUUGAUCGGGGAGUGGAAGCGAAGCUCAAAGCAAAAGCAGAGCGCAAAAAGGCCCGUGAGAAUAAAAAGCGCAAGAGAGGAAGUGAUACAUCUUCCUCCCGUGUAACUGUCAAGGGUCCCAAGAACAAAAAGCAAAAGCAAAUCCAUGAUAUGAAGAUUGAAUAUGGGGUUCAGAUGAGCCAGGGACCAAAAAGACAGAACAGUGACGGUAAAAAGUCCAAUGCAGAGACUAGCAAUGGCGGGAAACAGCCAAACAAGAAAAGGAAGAAGUCCAGGUGA